Molecule: messenger RNA, 531 nt
Organism: Colletotrichum spaethianum
Lineage: Eukaryota; Fungi; Ascomycota; Sordariomycetes; Glomerellales; Glomerellaceae
Product: FAD-linked sulfhydryl oxidase ALR
Exons: 2
Coding region: 1-531 (176 amino acids)
Cellular component (GO): mitochondrion
Molecular function (GO): flavin-dependent sulfhydryl oxidase activity; flavin adenine dinucleotide binding
Source: RefSeq, a predicted model, not a curated record
AUGGCCGACGUAGAGCGCGACUCCCAAGCGGGUGGUGCCCUUCCAGAUGCCGUGCCAUCGACAUCAACGACAUCUGAGCCACCCAAGCCUUUGCCCAAGGGGAUGGUCUUGGGUCCGGAUGGCAAGCCCUGGGCCACCCAAAUGAAUGGAUCACUGAAAAAGGGUGCACCGGUGACCUCAGGUCCUGCUGAUGACUGCCCACCCGAUGUCGAAGCUCUUGGGCGUGGCACCUGGCAAUUGUUGCACUCGAUCGCUGCGACAUACCCUGAGAAGCCUUCGCCAACACAAAAGGAGGAUCUCCGAGGUUUCAUGAGGCUAUUCUCGAAGCUAUACCCCUGCUGGGUGUGCGCCGAAGAUUUUCAGUCCUAUAUGCAAAAGGAGCAGAUAAGGGUCGAGGGACGCAACGAGUUUGGCAAUUGGCUUUGCCAGGCGCAUAACGAGGUCAACCGCAAGCUGGGGAAGAGGGAGUUUGACUGCAGUAAAUGGGAGGAGCGAUGGCGCACCGGCUGGAAAGACGGCCGUUGCGACUGA